Molecule: messenger RNA, 519 nt
Organism: Penicillium arizonense
Lineage: Eukaryota; Fungi; Ascomycota; Eurotiomycetes; Eurotiales; Aspergillaceae
Exons: 2
Coding region: 1-519 (172 amino acids)
Source: RefSeq, a predicted model, not a curated record
AUGGCCACAACUCUUCGAACUCUUCUUGUGGCGGUGGGCCUUGUCUUUUCGGCCGCCGUGAACGCGAGCCCUUCGAUGCCUUCGGGUGAGCCCGAAGCUCAACAAGUGGGAGACUGCGAUUCUUGGUAUUCACCUCAACUCAAAACUCCUCCUGAGACCUGCAACGACGUCGUCAAUAUGCACCCAGGGCUUGAUUUGGCCACCUUUCUCAAAUUGAACCCUACGAUUCACCCUUACUGCGACAACAUGCUGAUAGGCCAGAAAGUCUGCGUUGGAGCUACUCAGCACAAUGACAGUCCAAAGCCAGCAGAACCCAGUGCACAGCAGUGGGAAAGUAGUCCAAAUCAGUGGGAAACUAGUGCCGCUCCGAAGCCGCAGGAAACUAGUCCACCACAGGAAACUCGUCCACCACAGGAAACUGGUUCACAGCAGUGGGAAAGUAGUCCAAAGCAGUGGGGAACUAGUGCCGCUCCGAAGCCGCAGGAACCCAGCUCCACCGCUUCUCAUGGAUGGCAUUGA